AUGGAGGCCGUGGCUUCUCCCCUGGCUUUGCAAAGCCCUGGUUCGAAUGGCAUAACGCCAUCGUCUUUCAUAACCAUCGAUCCGGUUUUGGUGGUAGACUACUUGGCAUCCGUGAUCACCAUUGCUCUUGGAGCCACCCGUAGUGAGCUUGAGCGAUCCGACAAUCUCCUCUCGAAAGCGAAUUACGACGAUACAGUCCAAAGGUGUAGUCGCUUCGCUACCGAUUCUCAAGUCGCUUUAUACGUCCAGAAGGAUGUGAAGCCGUCGGGUGAUAUUCCAGAUGGUCCAGCAGACAAUGUUCCUGUCACGUAUACGUAUACGAUCACGUCCGAAAUAUCUUCUUCGCCGACUACGAUAGCCUACCUCGCACUACUUAAACGUCCUCAAGCGAUCGACCCCUCGCUGCCGCUAAGCUCACAGAUUCAGAUACAAACACUGCCUGGAACUGCCUCGCUUGCCAACCUUGUUAGUGAACAGGGCCCUACUGCUUCACCUUUUGAAAUAUUACAUUCCAUUCUUCAUAAUGCGCUGGCGCCCUACUUCGAUGCCAAUACCAAGACUUCCCAAGUUGCGAAUGGCGCUAGGAACCGAGCGGAUGUGGACGCAAAAACUGGUAUUCCUGUAACCAAGAAGCGAAUGACGGAGCUUGAGUUGAGCUUGCUCCAUCUUCAGCAGAAUGUUGAGAUUCCGGAAUUGUCGCUCUCAUUUCACCCAGUUGUCCAGGGCGCGUUGGAAGAUGCCGUUGGGCGCAAUACGCGACCGAGUACUGACUUGAUACCCGCUCACCUUCUUUCAGACAGCACAUUCAUGAAUAACCUACAGUCGACAGUAAAUAGUUGGAUCAAAUCGAUACAGACAAUUACGAAGCUCACCCGAGACCCUGUAACGAGAACGGCGACGCAGGAAAUUAAUUUUUGGUUGUCUAUGGAGUCUGCGCUGGAAGGGAUCGAAGCCCAGCUGAGGAGCGAAGGUGUUAUGUUGACUCUGGAAAUCCUGAAGCAUGCGAAGCGUUUUCAGGCUACCGUUAGUUUCACCGCUGACACGGGUCUGAAGGAGGCUAUGGAAAUGGUACAGAAGUACAACCAACUCAUGCGAGACUUCCCGCUUGACGAAUUGCUUUCCGCAACUUCGUUGCCCAAAAUCCAGGAUGCGAUUGGUCAAAUCUUUGGUCAUAUGAACAAGAAGAUGAGGUUUAGCAAUUAUCCUAUAGCACGAACUCUGCAUCUAGUCGAAGCCAUUUCAGCAGAUCUUGAAGAGGUUAUGCACCGUCUUCUUCCCGGCUCUGAAUUAGUCGACCUCGACUACAAGGAUUUUAAGAGUCUUAUGACUACGGCAGAUGAGAUAUUCAAAUCUUGGGAUGCCCAGAUCAAAGAUUUUACCAACAUUGCCCGAGAGACAACGCGCAGAAGGCAAGAGAGGUUCAUUCCCAUCAAGGUCAAUCCAAAGCAUAGUGAGCUACAGGCUCGAUUAAAGUACAUCGAUACCUUCCGAGAUAAUCAUGAGCAGCUGCAACGAACUAUCGUUAAUGUCCUUGGUCCAAGAGCAACCGUUAACGGUGUGACUGAAGAGGUUACGGCUAAUGGCGUUGCUCUUGUUGAAGAGAUGGGCGACGUUGAUGCGGUUGAAGAGGUCCAGCAAGCAUGGGAAGCAUUAAAGCAUGUUGAUCUUCUCGACGUUUCCCCCGAGGGUACUCAAAGAUGGGUUAAGGCCGAAAACACUUAUAACGAGCGCACGUCGCGAGUAGAAAACUCGAUUAUCGCCAGACUACGUGAUCGUCUUGCUACCGCCAAGAACGCAAACGAGAUGUUUCGUGUUUUCUCCCAAUUCAAUGCCCUCUUUGUGCGACCGAAGAUCCGGGGCGCCAUCGCUGAGUAUCAGAACCAGCUUAUUGACAAUGUAAAACAAGCUAUAUCGGGGCUUCACGAACGAUUUAAGCAGCAAUAUGGUCAUUCUGAGGCCCACGCCAUGGCUCAGCUACAUGACUUACCUCCAGUUUCUGGUGCUAUCAUCUGGGCGCGCCAGAUUGAACGCCAACUUGACAAUUACAUGAAGAAGGUUGAGGACAUCUUGGGUUCUGACUGGGCUCUUCAUACCGAGGGUCAAAAAUUGCAAACCGAGAGCGAAUUGUUCAGAAAGAAGCUCAACACGCAAACAAUCUACAAAGCGUGGAUCGAAGACGUACAACGAAAACAAAUAUCGAUAUCUGGUCGACUCUUCAACAUUAAUAAGAUCCGAUCUGCCAAUAAUGCGCUAGAUCUUUCGGUGAACUUUGAUGCUCAAAUCAUCGCGCUGUUUAAGGAGACCCGUAAUCUUGGCUGGCAAAAUUUCAAUGUGCCUCAUGCUGUAAAUAACAUUGCGAAGGAUGCCAAACGAGUAUACCCAUACGCUGUUAGUUUGAUGGAAAGUGUGAGAACUUUUACGCAGACGACGCGACAAAUUGCGGAACUUCCCGAAGUUGCCAUCCUACUAAGUGGUUACCAGAACGAUGUUCAUGUGCUAGUUGCCAAGGGCAUACCUCUGAAGUGGGAAACAUUUGUGAACACGUGGGAAUCAUAUCAGAAGCCGUCGCUCGCUAAUGGCAGCCUUGAGCACACGAUGGGUCGUAGUGGUGAGACCAAGCAUGUCUUAUUCGUCCGAGAAUUCGCUGCGGCUGCUUCUCUUCUGCAGGCGAAAACAGGCACCCUUGCAACUAUUCACGUGAAUGUUCAAAAGGCCUUAGCAGAGUUGGCAACUUGCCCAUACGAGGCAUCAGAAUUUGAGGCGCGCCUACAAACCAUCCAAGCAGCCGUUGAUCAGUUGAAUUUAGAACAAUAUGUCAAUCUCGGUUUCUGGGUUGAGAGAAUGAAUGAACGGAUCAAGUUGACGCUGCUUACUCGACUCCAACACGCCGUUUCCGCAUGGAUUAAGGCGUUUGAGGAUGACACACCAAUCGAUCGCAUUGAGAAUAAUCGCAGAAAGCAAUUGGCUCCGUCCGGGGAGACUCUUAAGUCCGACGCGCCUCUUAUGAAACGUCUAAUUCACGAAAUCACAAUGAGAAAUCAAGUUAUUUACCUCGAUCCACCUCUCGAGUUUGCGAGAGCUAGCUGGUUCUUGCACUUGCACAAUUGGAUAGGCAUCGUCUGCAAUCUUCCUAAAAUUAAGGCUUCUAGGUAUCAGAUGAGUUUGACGUUGAGUACCGUUGUUCACGAAGAAGCUCGUUUCAAUGAUCUUCCUAGUGAUUGCACCGACAUUCUUGGCAGAGUCUACGGCUCGGUUGAGAAAAAGCUGCAGGGUAUUGGCGAAUAUGUGGACAAGUGGCUGCAAUUUCAAUCUCUUUGGGAUCUGCAAUCAGAACAGGUUUACGAACUUUUAGGCGACGAACUCUCCAAGUGGCUGCAGCUACUCCAAGAAAUCCGAAAAUCCCGUGCGACGUUCGACACGACCGAAGUCAGCCGCUCGUUCGGCCAUAUUACUAUUGACUAUGAGCAAGUGCAAAUGAAAGUCAAUUCUAAAUAUGACCAAUGGCAACAAGAAAUCCUGGUGAAAUUCGCUGGACGACUUGGUAAUCGUAUGAGAGAGGUUAAUGCCGAGAUCGAAAAGGCUCGACGAGACCUAGAGGGACAGAGCCUCGAGGCUACCUCCACUGCACAAGCGGUCCAAUUUAUCACGAUUGUCCAAAGCUGCAAGCGUAAAGUCAAGGCUUGGGCACCCGAGGUCGAAACUUUCCGUCAAGGCCAGUCUACUCUUGUGCGAAAUCGCUACAAUUUCCCCAACGACUGGGUCGAUGUCCAACAGGUUGACUCAACAUGGGAGGCACUCAACGAACUCUUGAACAGGAAGGCCAAGAUUGUCCAGGACCAGACCGACGCACUCAAGGCCAAGAUAGUGGCAGAGGAUAAGGUUGUAGUGGAUAAGAUUGCUGAAAUCGCUACGGAAUGGAAUGGCGAGAAACCUGUUUCGGGCACAAUUGCCCCCGAGGUUGCGUCCGCAACACUGAGCUCUUUUGAAACCCGCAUCACGAAACUGCAAGAGGAGUUUGAUAUGGUAUCUAAAGCUAAGGAGGCUCUUGAUCUUCCGGCGAGCCCCGAGUCUUCUCUUUCGACCAUUUUGGAAGAAGUCCAUGAUUUCAAAUCCGUAUGGGCUGCCUUAUCGACAAUCUGGAAGAGCUUGAACGAACUUCGAGAGACUCUAUGGGGAAGUGUUCAACCUAGAAAGAUCCGGAGUAGCAUUGACAGCCUGAUCAAGAUGACGAAGGAAAUGCCUAGCAGAAUGCGACAGUAUGCUGCUUUUGAGCACAUACAGAAUAUCCUCCGCCAAUUUUUGAAGGUGAAUAGUUUACUUAGUGACUUGAAAUCGGAAGCCAUCCGAGAUCGACACUGGACGAAGAUUUGGAAGGAGAUCAAACCUGGUCGACGAUAUUCACCCGUGUCUAUGACUCUUGGAGACGUUUGGGAUCUCAAUCUUGUCGCCACUGAAGUUAUUGUCAGAGACAUCAUCACACAAGCUCAGGGUGAAAUGGCCUUGGAAGAGUUCUUGAAGCAGGUGAAAGAAACCUGGAAUAACUACCAACUUGAUCUCGUACCAUACCAGAACAAAUGUCGUCUCAUCCGGGGCUGGGACGACCUCUUCGCCAAGUGCAGCGAAAACCUCAACUCACUACAGGCGAUGAAACACUCGCCGUAUUAUAAAGAGUUCGAAGAGGAAGCAUCGUCCUGGGAAGACAAACUGAAUCGUGUCCACGUACUCUUCGAUGUCUGGAUUGACGUCCAGCGCCAAUGGGUGUACUUGGAGGGUGUCUUCACCGGAAAUGCUGAUAUUAAGCAUCUAUUGCCUAUUGAGUCCUCAAGAUUCCAAAACAUCAACAGUGAAUUCAUGACUGUCAUGAAGAAAGUCUACAAGCAACCGAUGGUGAUGGAUGUCCUGAGCAUUACUGGAGUUCAGAAGUCUCUGGAGCGUCUUGCGGAAUUACUCAACAAGAUUCAGAAGGCGCUUGGUGAAUACCUCGAAAAAGAAAGAGUUUCGUUCCCUCGUUUCUACUUCGUUGGUGACGAGGAUCUCCUAGAAAUGAUUGGUAAUAGCAAUGAUACGUUACGUAUUGCUAAGCAUUUCAAGAAGAUGUUCGCUGGCCUUACUGGACUCGUUAUGGACGAUGAAUCGAUCAUCUCAGGAUUCACUUCUAAGGAAGGCGAAGUCGUGCGUCUCAAGAAAGAGAUCUCGCUCGCAAAGGUUCCCAAAAUCAAUGACUGGUUGGCUUUGCUUGAGAAUGGCAUGAAGGCAACUCUAGCGGAACUUCUUGCCGAAGCCAUCGAGGUGUAUGGCCCCAUAUUCGAGUCCAGUGAAAUAAACCAGAGUGCCUUAAACGAUUUUAUGAACGCCUUCCCUAGUCAAAUCGUGGUGCUGGCUACUCAAGCAGUUUGGACUACGGCGGUUGAACAAUCAUUGAAUGAUGGAGGUAAAACUCUGCAAUCACUCUUUGAACGAGAGGUCCAAGUUCUCAGACUCAUCGCUGAAACUGUUCUCGGCGACUUGGAGGUAAUCCAGAGAAAGAAAUGCGAAGGCCUCAUUACAGAAUGUGUUCACCAACGGGACGUUAUCGAGAAGCUAGUGAAACUCAACGCUACCACUCCGACACAUUAUAUGUGGCUGUUGCAGAUGCGAUACGUCUAUGUACCCGAGGGCGAUUUCCUACAACGCCUUCACAUUAGGAUGGCAAACGCGAAACUCAACUAUGGAUUUGAAUACUUGGGUGUACCCGAUAGACUUGUCCGAACUCCUCUCACCGACCGUUGUUUCGGAACUCUUACUCAAGCACUUUGCCAGCGACUCGGUGGAUCUCCCUACGGACCUGCGGGUACUGGAAAAACCGAGUCAGUCAAAGCACUUGGUGUUCAAUUGGGUCGUUUCACUCUUGUGUUCUGCUGUGACGACACCUUUGAUUUCCAGGCCAUGGGUCGAAUCUUCCUUGGUAUUUGUCAGGUUGGAGCCUGGGGUUGUUUCGAUGAAUUCAAUCGUCUGGAAGAGAGAAUCUUGUCUGCCGUCUCGCAACAAAUUCAGAACAUUCAGCUUGGUCUCAAGCAAGGCGCCGAAGAUGAUAAGGCCCAAAUCGAAUUGGUUGGUCGCCAGCUUCACGUAAAUGCUAACACAGGUAUCUUCAUCACGAUGAAUCCUGGAUAUGCUGGUCGUUCCAACUUGCCCGACAAUUUGAAGAAGCUUUUCCGCAGUGUUGCCAUGUCAAAGCCAGACAAGGAACUGAUUGCCGAAGUCAUGCUCUAUUCUCAAGGUUUUAAUCAAGCCAAGCAACUUUCGAAACAGACAGUUCCGUUCUUCGACCAAUGCUCUGCGAGACUAUCUAAGCAAGCACACUAUGAUUUUGGUUUACGUGCUCUGAAAAGUGUGCUUGUUAGUUCCGGUGGCCUCAAACGCGCCCGACUUACGAGUAGUAAUGGUGAACUUGGCGCCGAAGAAGUCGUCGAGCCCGAAAUCAUCGUACAGAGUGUCCGAGAAACAAUUGCCCCUAAGCUAAUUCGAAACGAUGUCGAAAUCAUGAUGACCAUCGAAGGAGAAUGCUUCCCAGGCGUUCAGUACGUGCCUGCUAACCUAACACAGCUUGAAGACGCUAUUCGUCGUCUAGCAGCAGAGAGGCACCUCGUGGUAAAUGAGACUUGGAUGACCAAGGUCCUUCAACUUUACCAGAUUCAAGGGAUCCACCAUGGUGUUAUGAUGGUCGGUAAUUCGGGAUCCGGAAAAUCUGCAGCAUGGAGACUGCUACUUGAUGCACUCCAGCAAGUUGAAGGUGUCGAAGGUGUUUCUCAUGUCAUCGAUUCGAAGGUUAUGUCAAAGGAGGCGCUAUAUGGAAACCUCGAUUCAACUACCAGAGAGUGGACCGAUGGUUUGUUCACCAGCAUAUUGCGAAAGAUUGUUGACAACCUCCGUGGAGAAGAUUCUAAACGUCACUGGAUUGUGUUCGAUGGUGAUGUCGAUCCUGAGUGGGUUGAGAACUUGAACAGUGUGCUCGACGACAACAAAUUGCUCACGCUUCCUAAUGGUGAGCGUCUUAACCUGCCGCCUAAUGUCCGAAUCAUGUUCGAAGUCGAGACAUUGAAAUAUGCUACAUUGGCGACCGUCAGUCGAUGUGGUAUGGUCUGGUUCAGCGAGGACACUGUCACUCCAAGCAUGAUGGUUUCCAACUACCUCGAAACUCUCAGAACAGUAGCAUUCGAAGAUUUGGAUGAGGAUACAGCUGCCGCUGGUCAGAGCCCUGCGAAGACACUCCAAAUCCAGGGCCAAGUUGCUGACUUACUACACGCUUAUCUAACAUCGGAGGACUUCAUUUUUGCCGCUCUCAAGGAAGCCGAAUCCUUCAACCACAUUAUGGAGUUUACCAUCGCUCGUGUUCUCACCACACUUUUCUCCUUGUUGAACAAGGCUGUCCGAGACAUGAUCGAGUACAACGCGGCGCACGUUGAUUUCCCGCUGGAUUCUGAACAGAUUGAAGCAUAUGUUGCGAAAAAACUACUACUCGCCUUGGUUUGGGCUCUUACAGGUGACUGCCCGCUUAACGACCGAAAGGCGUUUGGUGAUAGGGUUGGUGCUCUUGCGAGCUUCGGAUCGCCACCUCUCGAUGGCAGUAGCUCUCUCAUCGAUUUCGACGUGGUUCUUCCCCGAGCCGAAUGGACGCCGUGGCAGAAUCAAGUCCCUACGAUUGAGGUUAACACACACUCUAUCACCCAGACAGACGUCGUCAUUCCCACUCUGGAUACUGUUCGUCACGAAGAUGUACUCUACUCUUGGCUCGCAGAACACAAGCCACUGCUACUCUGCGGUCCACCAGGUUCUGGUAAAACUAUGACCUUAUUUAGUGCACUCCGAAAACUGCCAAAUAUGGAAGUUGUCGGUCUCAACUUUUCUAGUGCCACCACUCCAGAUCUUCUCAUCAAGACUUUUGAGCAGUAUUGUGAGUACAAGAAGACCCUAAAUGGCGUCAUGCUCUCUCCAACCCAAAUUGGUCGAUGGCUUGUUAUCUUCUGUGAUGAGAUCAACUUGCCGGCACCGGACAAAUAUGGUACUCAACGAGCUAUUUCAUUUCUGCGUCAAUUAGUCGAGCAUAAUGGUUUUUGGCGUACAUCCGAUAAGUCUUGGGUUACACUUGAUCGAAUCCAAUUUGUUGGUGCUUGUAACCCCCCAACUGAUGCAGGCCGUACACCUAUGGGCGCCAGAUUCCUGAGACAUGCCCCACUUAUCAUGGUCGACUAUCCGGGUGAGCUAUCCCUGCUCCAGAUCUACGGUACCUUCAACUCCGCCGUGCUCAAGAUUAUCCCGACGCUGCGUGGAUACUCCGAGCCGCUCACUCAAGCUAUGGUUCGGUUCUACUUGGAAUCACAACAACGAUUUACACCUAAGAUCCAACCCCAUUACGUCUACAGUCCUCGUGAAUUGACAAGAUGGGCGCGUGGUGUAUACGAGGCUAUCCGUCCAUUGGAGAACCUGUCCAUAGAAGGACUGAUCCGCAUUUGGGCUCAUGAAGCAUUGAGACUGUUCCAGGAUCGUUUAGUUGCAGAGGAUGAGCGACAGUGGACUGAUGAUGCUGUGCGACGAAUUGCACUGGAAUUCUUCCCUACGAUUGACGAAUCAAAAGCACUCGGCGGUCCGAUCCUAUUCUCCAAUUGGCUUUCGAAGAAUUAUGUUCCUGUUGACCGAGAACAAUUGCGAGAUUUCGUCAAGGCUCGUCUCAAGACUUUCUGUGAAGAAGAGGUGGAUGUUCCACUCAUUCUAUUCAACGAUGUGUUGGAGCAUGUCCUUCGUAUUGAUCGUGUCUUCAGACAGCCGCAAGGUCACUUGAUCUUGAUUGGUGUCAGUGGAAGUGGAAAGACAACACUCUCGAGAUUCGUUGCUUGGAUGAACGGUCUCAAAGUUUUCCAAAUCAAGGUCCAUGGAAAGUACUCUGGUGAAGACUUCGAUGAAGACCUUCGUGAAGUAUUGCGCCGAUGUGGUUGCAAAGGUGAAAAGAUAUGCUUUAUCAUGGAUGAAUCCAACGUCCUUGAUUCCGGUUUCCUGGAACGAAUGAACACUUUACUAGCCAAUGCCGAAGUUCCAGGUCUUUUCGAAGGAGACGAUUUUGCCUCCUUAAUGACGGCCUGCAAGGAAGGUGCUCAGCGACAAGGUCUACUUUUGGAUUCCCAGGAAGAACUUUACAAGUGGUUCACGCAGCAAAUUGUUAAAAACCUACAUGUUGUGUUCACGAUGAACCCGCCCGAGGACGGUUUAUCUUCCAAGGCUGCUACUAGUCCAGCCUUGUUCAAUCGUUGUGUACUGAACUGGUUUGGAGAUUGGUCCGACCAGGCUCUAUUCCAAGUCGCCAACGAACUCACCCACUCCAUCGAUCUCGAUAAGCCUAAUUUCACCGCCCCCGAUAGUAUUCCCGUCGCCUACCGUGGCCUUGCCUUGCCCCCCUCUCACAGAGAAACAAUUGUCAACUCUAUGGUUUAUAUCCAUUAUUCUCUGCAACGCUUCAAUGCCAAGCUUCAAAAGCAACAGGGCAAGGUUACCUUCCUCACCCCGCGCCACUUCCUCGAUUUUGUUGCACAAUAUGUCAAGCUUUACAAUGAGAAGCGCGAAGACUUGGAGGAACAGCAGCGCCACUUGAACGUUGGUCUGGAUAAGUUGAGGGACACAGUCGAGAAAGUCCGUGACCUUCGGGCAAGUCUAGCCGAGAAAAAGACUCAGCUCGAAGCAAAAGAUGCCGAAGCUAACGAGAAAUUACAACGUAUGGUUGCCGAUCAGCGAGAAGCUGAACAACGUAAGAACACUUCUCUAGAAAUACAGGCGGCACUUGAAAAGCAGGAAGCCGAGGUUGCAUCUCGCAAGGAAGUUGUCUUGCACGAUCUAGCAAGAGCUGAACCAGCUGUCGAAGAAGCUAAAGCUAGUGUCAGCAACAUCAAACGACAGCACUUGACUGAAGUUCGAUCUAUGGGUUCUCCACCCCAGGGUGUCCGACUUGCUAUGGAAUCCGUAUGUGUGUUGCUAGGUCACAAGAUUGCUGACUGGAAGGGCGUUCAGGCUAUAGUACGCAAAGAUGACUUCAUCGCAAGCAUUGUUAACUUCGACAAUGAGGAAAAGAUGACAAAGUCCUUACGAUCGCAGAUGCGAUCAAAGUUUUUGAGCGACAAGGAUUUUACAUACGAGAAAGUCAACCGUGCUAGUAAGGCCUGUGGUCCCCUUGUUCAAUGGGUGGAGGCACAAGUGAAUUACUCCGAAAUCCUUGAUCGGGUUGGCCCCCUACGAGAAGAGGUCGACCAGCUCGAGGAGCAAGCCCUCCAGACAAAGGCUGAAGCGAAGGCCAUUGAGAACACCAUUACUACUCUCGAACAGAGUAUUGCAACCUACAAGACAGAGUACGCGGCGCUCAUUAGCGAGACUCAGGCCAUCAAGGCAGAAAUGACUCGCGUUCAAUUCAAGGUCGACCGAAGUGUAAGACUUCUGGACAGUCUCUCUUCAGAGCGUGUCCGUUGGGAAGACGGUAGCAAAUCGUUCGAAACUCAAAUUAGCACUCUGGUUGGUGAUGUUCUAGUUGCCGCGGCUUUCUUAGCAUACAGUGGUCUUUACGAUCAAACUUUCCGAAAAUCAAUGAUGGAGGACUGGUUACACCAACUACAUCUUUCCGGGAUCAACUUUAAACCUCACAAUCCCGUCACAGAAUACUUGUCGACCGCUGACGAGCGACUUAGUUGGCAAGAGAAUACCUUGCCAGUUGAUGAUCUGUGCACGGAGAAUGCCAUCAUCCUUAAACGCUUCAACCGCUACCCGCUGAUUAUUGAUCCUUCCGGCAGAGUUACUGAGUUCCUUCAACGCGAAUGCAAGGAUCGCCGCCUCACAGUUACGAGUUUCUUGGAUGAUUCUUUCACUAAACAGUUGGAAAGCUCCCUCCGAUUCGGUAAUCCAAUUCUUAUCCAGGAUGCGGAACAUCUAGAUCCUAUCCUCAAUCACGUUCUGAAUAAAGAAUACCAGAAGACCGGUGGCCGUGUGCUUAUCCAACUCGGCAAACAGGAGAUUGACUUCUCGCCUGCGUUCAAGAUUUACUUAUCUACCCGAGAUCCCUCCGCUACCUUCCCACCGGAUAUUUGCAGUCGAACCACAUUUGUCAAUUUUACAGUUACACAGAGCAGUCUCCAGACUCAGUCCCUUAAUGAUGUUCUGAAAUCCGAGAGACCAGAUGUUGACGAGAGACGAUCAAACCUUAUUAAACUGCAAGGUGAAUUCAAGGUCCAUCUCCGACAGCUUGAAAAGCGUCUUCUCCAAGCUCUUAAUGAAUCCCGGGGUAACAUUCUUGAUGACGACCACGUCAUCGAGACUCUUGAAACCCUCAAGACUGAAGCCGGAGAAAUCACUGCGAAGAUGAGCAAUACCGAAGGCGUGAUGGCCGAAGUCGAAGAAAUCACUCUGCAGUACAACAUCAUUGCACGAUCUUGCAGUGCUGUAUUUGCGGUCCUCGAGCAGCUACACUAUGUCAAUCACUUUUAUCAGUUCUCGCUACAAUACUUCCUCGACAUCUUCCACUCGGUCCUACACAACAAUAAGAAUUUGGCAAGCGAAAGAGACUUCAACAAACGCCGAGAUAUCAUCAUCAAAGACUUAUUCGUGACCUCUUUCAAGAGGACUGCAUUGGGUCUACUACAAAGGGAUCGGAUCACUCUGGCUAUGCUUCUCGCUCAAGCUUCUCCUUACAAGAUGGACAAGGGUUUAAUCGAUAUCAUUCUUGAUGAUCGUAUUGAGGGCAGGGAUAUCUCAACGGAGAUCGACGCGAAGGACGAGACAUUCACUCGGGCGAAGAGAUUCGGGGUAUUAAAGGACAAGCUCGACCAAGUACCAACCAGCGCCUGGGAUACAUUCCUCACCGAAGAGCUCGCCGAGAAUUUUGUUCCCCAAGUCUGGGAUGCAAACACUAAGCCAUUUGAUCAAGGAUUGCUUUCGCUGCUCCUUGUCAAGCUAUUCCGCCUUGAUCGUUUCGUUCCUACUGCGGAACGAUUCGUGAUGUCAAUAUUCGGGGCUGAGUUGUUCGACGUUGUGGAUGAUCUCAAAGAAACCGUCAGCCAAGUUCCUUCAACCCGACCAAUCUCACUUGUCUCAAGCCCCGGUUUCGAUGCCAGCUACAAGGUAGACAACUUGGUUGAGAGGAUGCGCGUCCGAUGCACCAAUAUUGCUAUGGGAUCGAACGAAUCCCUUGCGAGCGCCGACAAGGCCAUCAGUAAUGCAGCACAGGUCGGAUCUUGGGUUCUCAUCAAGAACGUCCAUCUUGCGCCUACCUGGCUUCAGUCUCUGGAGAAGCGUAUGGAAUCGCUUAAUCCUCACUCUGACUUUAGACUAUUCCUGUCUAUGGAGUCUAGUCUGAAGAUUCCUGUGAACCUGCUUCGAGCUUCCCGUGUACUCAUGUACGAACAGCCGGCCGGUGUACGAGCCAACAUGAAGGAUUCGAUGACUUCUCUAUCCGACCGCGCUACCAAGAGCCCUGUCGAGCGAUCUAGGUUGUACCUACUUCUUUCAUUCUUACACGCCGUGGUACAAGAACGUCUACGAUACGCACCUAAUCUUGGAUGGAAGGGUUUCUGGGAGUUCAAUGACAGUGACUACGAAUGCUCAGCCUUCAUUGUCGAUACUUGGGUAGAAUCCGUGGCGCAAAGUCGCACGAACAUCAACCCACAAAACAUUCCCUGGGAUUUGAUCCGAUACCUAGUCCGUGAGACGUACGGUGGUAAGAUCGAUGAUGAAGGCGAUUUCAAGUGCCUAACGGAGCUUGUUAAUCAGUCACUUACACCAGCCGCCUUCGAAAUUGGGCACAAAUUAGUUGAAGGAUCCGAGAAGGAUGGGCAAGAAUCAAGCCUUGUUGUGCCGUCAGGUACAUCACUAGAAGAAUUCAUGGGGUGGAUCCAAAAACUACCCGAGCGCGAGCCGCCGACUUACUUAGGCCUCCCCGCUAAUGCUGAAAAGCUUCUUUUGGUUGGCCUUGGCAGAAGCUUGAUAGGGAACUUGAAGAAGGUGACGGAAUUAUUGGAUGAGGGGGAACAGCUUAUGGCUGAGGUUUGAGAUUCGGGAUUUGAGGUCUGAUGAUGAUGUGUAAGAAGGUGAAAUGAUGUUUUAUUCACUGGGGUGUUUGGUCUUUUCCCUGCGGGAUUCCUGAGAUUACAACCUUUCAUACCCCGAUACCCUACUUAGUUUUAGAUUGCCGUCGACAGGUUUUUUGUCUCCUUUGUGGAACGCAUACCUAAUGAAUAAGCUACAAUAUGCGAAAUAGAUUAAGCAAAUCAAAUGAAUUUUCCAAGCUUAUCGUCCCACUGUCGUUCCUUAGUGGCGAAUACCCAGGUAAAGUCGUACUGUGGAGAG
This is a messenger RNA of Hypoxylon trugodes, 13353 nucleotides long. RefSeq names its product cytoplasmic dynein heavy chain. Gene Ontology annotation, molecular function: dynein intermediate chain binding; dynein light intermediate chain binding; minus-end-directed microtubule motor activity. The transcript is spliced from 3 exons. The record is from RefSeq and is a predicted model, not a curated record. Gene Ontology annotation, cellular component: dynein complex. Gene Ontology annotation, biological process: microtubule-based movement. NCBI's taxonomy places the organism in Eukaryota, Fungi, Ascomycota, Sordariomycetes, Xylariales, Hypoxylaceae. The coding region runs from base 1 to 13056 and encodes 4351 amino acids.